AUGUGUACGAGCAGUGCUGACGAGGCGCACAGCGGCUUUAUGGAUCUCAGCGCUGACGCGUGGCUGAGCGUGUUGCUCGUGUCAGAGAGUGCCCUUACUGUGAGUCGGUGCGCGGCGGUCUGCGAAGCGUUCCGUGAUCUGGUGUAUCGCAGCGCGCAGCUGUGGCAGUUGCUCGCGGCCCGCGACUUUGGCCUGCGCGAGGAAUGCGAGUGGUUUCUCCAAGUGGAUGUGGCGAGCACAGCAACGGCCGGCACGCUGUCUUCGAUCGCUGCUCUACGGUGGCGCGGGGCGUAUGCAGAGUGCAGGGCUGCGCUUGACCGGAGCACUCGCCAGUCCACGAGGCAGGAGCAGUACAGGCCCCAGACUGCGGCUGCGGGGCUGAUCUCGCUGCGGGAAACCGCGUGCAGCGACAGCGCCGGCGAGUUUGCGGCAUACUACCCCGUGCACUUUGCGCUCCGGGGCUGCGGGCCGCUCGAGUGCUGCUGGUGCUCGAGCAGUGGCAACUGCCGUAACGUGAGCGUGUGCGCGCGGGUCGCCGGCGGCUACGCACUGGUCACGGCGGUGGGCUGCGUCAAUCCGGCAGACGGCUUCGACAACCCGGUGAAGGACGUGGUCGUCUUCGGCUCGCUUUCGCCGCUUUCGCUCGGCUCGAGCCGCUUCGACGACGGCGGCCGCGACGACGAGGCGAAGCGGCUGGUCGAGGCCGCCCUCGACGGCUCCGCGGAAGCCACGCCACGGCUGCCGCCCGACGCACCGCUCGGCGGCUGCCGCUUCCCUCCGUUCCCCGCGUGCCGCGGGCUGCAUGUGGUGCGCCCGUGUGCGCCGACAGUGGUGCGCUUCGUGCGCUUCCUCGUGCUGUCGUCGCAGAACCCCGCGGGACACACGGACGCCAACGUCGACGUCUCCAAGCUGCAGCUCUUCGGCACACCGCUCGGCCGGCCGCCACACGCGGACGACGAGACGCACGACGGCGGCGGCACUUCGGCGCUGCUGCAGAGGCUGCACCUCGACUGCGUCAGGGUACGCUCGCCAGACGGCUCGCGGGGCCCAAACUACCCGUAGGUGUGCCGCAGUUCUCCUGGGGUGCGGCACCACCAGCAUCACUAGAGUAACUGCCAGAGACCGACACGGCGACACCUUGGUGCUUCUAGAUGGUGUGAGCGGCAGCGUUGGGCGCCGGCGGCGACAGGCCGACCGGAGCGGUCGCCAUUCAAGUGAAGGCGCCGUUCAAAAUAUGUGCUCGG
Emiliania huxleyi CCMP1516 is the source of this 1244-nucleotide messenger RNA. RefSeq lists its product as hypothetical. Gene Ontology annotation, molecular function: protein binding. NCBI's taxonomy places the organism in Eukaryota, Haptophyta, Isochrysidales, Noelaerhabdaceae. The record is from RefSeq and is a predicted model, not a curated record. The coding region runs from base 1 to 1062 and encodes 353 amino acids. The transcript has a single exon.